UUACACAGUUAAUAAAUUAAACUGAAAUGCAAAUCUGUGCUCUUAAUCACUAAGGUGUUGAUUACUAUUCCAUAACACUUUCAUAGCAAGGUUUCAAUGUCAUAACUCUUCCCACCUUAUAUUUCAUAUUACAAUUCAAAUGUUAUUUGUUUCAAAUAUUUUUUCAAAGAUUUUUUUGAAUUUAGAGUACCCCAGUGUGAUAGGUAUUAGGGAGAGGGCUAUAAAGUGGUAUCCAGAUUCUCAGCUCUUGGUAAAAAGUAGCUUUAAUACAUCCUAGGUUAGAAGUGAUGGAACACGCUAUGCUUUUUUAAAAGACCUUGCAUGGUGGGACUUCCCUGAUGGUCCAGUGGCUAAGAUUCUGUGCUGCCAAUGUAGGGGGCUCGGGUUCGAUCCCUGGUCAGGGAACUAAGAGCAUGUGCCUUGGCGGUGCUGGGAAAAAAAAAAAAGUUUAUAGUCUAAGAGAGAGAUAAUGCAUGUAAAGAAAAUAACUGCAGUGUAAUUGAUCUCUUUGCGCCUCAGUUUCCUUCUUUGUAAAACCCUAGAAUAGUAUGCCCACCCCACGGUGUUGAGAAGAUUAAAUGGAUUAAUAAUAUUAAAAUGCUUAGAACAGAGCUUUGCACUCUUAGCUGCUGCUAUUAAUAAUUACUGUGAUGUCUAUAAUAGAAGUGCUGCACAAGGUAGAGUGGAGUGUCAGCAGCCUUAUUUUGAGAAGGUUGGAACAGGUUUUACAGAGGCUCUGAAUCUUAAAGGAUCAGGAGGAGUUUUUCAAGAUGUUGUAGAGGAAUGCAAAAAUUGCAGGCAGAGGGAAAAAAUGCAUGAAAACAUAUGCAGAUAUGAACCAGGCUAGCACAUUUAGAAAAUGGAGUAGAUCAGAAUGAUUGGAAUAUACGACACAAAGGGGAGAGGAGAUUAGAGUCGGGUACAGGUCAUGGGUAGCCUUUUCUACCACGCAAAAGAGUUUCCUUUCCAACUUAAGUGUCACUGUAGAAACUAGAUUAGAAACACUACCUUCACGUCAGCCUCAUCUGAGAACAGUGAGUUGGUUCAGCUCUUAAAGCACCGUUGGGUACCAGGCACCAUGCUAAACGAAAUCUAGGAGGUACAAAGGUAGCGGGCCUGCUUUGUGGUAUCUCUGUUGAGCAACUAAAGAUCCUCAGUUAAAAGAGCUCUGUGCUGAUAUAAAGAACCCCUGCUGUAGACCAUGGCAGUGAGUGGGUCAGAGGUAAGAGUGAAACCCAAGAGGGAGCCCUAAAAUGUCAGGACUGAAGAAACGGAUUGCCAGCAUACUGCCACCUGCCUUCUGACGCGUUGACACAAACUUUUGCUGCAGGGAAGUGAAUGCAUAAAAAUACAACCAACUGACAUCCAACCUGACAUAUUCAGCUAUUUGUUGCACAUUAUGUACACGGGGAAAGGGCCAAAACAGAUUGUGGAUCACAGUCGUUUGGAGGAAGGGAUUCGAUUUCUUCACGCCGACUACCUUUCUCACAUUGCAACUGAAAUGAAUCAAGUGUUCUCACCAGAGACUGUGCAGUCCUCAAAUUUGUAUGGCAUUCAGAUCUCAACGACCCAAAAAACAGCUGUCAAACAAGGGCUGGAGGUCAAGGAAGCUCCUUCCAAUAACAGUGGAAACAGAGCUGCCGUCCAGGGUGACCACCCCCAGUUGCAACUCUCUCUUGCUAUUGGGCUGGAUGAUGGCACUGCAGACCAGCAGAGAGCCCAUCCUGCUGCCCAGGCCUUGGAGGAGCACCAGAAGCCCCCAGUGUCCAUCAAGCAGGAGAGAUGUGACCCAGAAUCUGUGAUCUCCCAGAGCCAUCCCUCACCUUCAUCAGAGGUGACGGGCCCCACUUUCACUGAAAGUGGUAUCAAAAUGCACUUGUGCCAUUACUGUGGGGAACGUUUUGAUUCUCGUAGUAAUCUAAGACAACAUCUCCAUACCCACGUGUCUGGAUCCCUCCCGUUUGGUGUCCCUGCUUCCAUUCUGGAAAGUAAUGACCUUGGUGAAGUGCAUCCACUUAAUGAAAAUAGCGAGGCUCUUGAAUGCCGCAGGCUCAGCUCCUUCAUCGUCAAGGAGAAUGAGCAGCAGCCCGACCACUCAACCCGGGGUACCGCAGAGCCUUUGCAGAUCAGUCAGGUGUCUUUGAUCUCCAAAGACACUGAGCCAGUAGAAUUAAACUGUAACUUUUCUUUUUCAAGGAAAAGAAAAAUCAGCUGUACCAUCUGUGGUCAUAAAUUUCUCCGAAAGAGCCAAUUGCUGGAGCACAUGUAUACACACAAAGCAGUGUCUGCCAAAUGUUGUCUUCCUAGUGUGAGAGCAUGCAGACCUUCAGCUGCUCCUGCCCUCCACUGCGCCAUCACUCCAAGCCCAGAGCUUCCUGGGGCUCCACAGAGGGGGUCUAACCUCCACUGGGGCCCCUCCAUACUUCACUGGAUGGCGCCUUUCCCCCCUACGCUGCCCAACUGUGAUGAACCCUGCUCUUCUUCCAAAAAUGUAUUGAAAUGCACCCCUCUGCACGCACACAUCAAAAGCGACAAUACUGCUCCUUCAGCUGCCAGCUGCUGAUAAUUUCUCCAGAAACAACACAAUAUUCAAUCCUGCAGUAUUCAAGGUGCUGGGUUUCAAAUGGUUUAACGUUCCUAUUGAAAGGGAAUUUCUACAAACCCCAAGCACUGAUGAACGUCAUAGCAGAGCGAUGCCUCCUGCCUCCGGAGGGGCUGAGGGGCACUGGUUUGCAGGCCCCUAUCUGACCACCACUGUGGUGAGAUGAUACUGCCCCACAGAAAGCUCAGAGGAGCAGGGCUCACAGCUUUAGUAACUUGCCCAAGGUCAAAACCAGCAGUGGUGAAAGUGGAUUCGGCUUUAAUGUUCUGUACUUUCGACUAUAAUACUGCCUCUUACUGCUUUCUUACUACACUGAAAGAAGCUCCAAAAGGAGAUCUCUUGGUUUCUUUUACUUGUGUAUUGGCUUAGUUCACUAUUUUGAUCCUGUAUUGCAGGUAAGAACAACCUGCAGAUGGAGGACACUGAGUAGAUCUAUGGGGGAAACCUGGGCAUAGGAUCAGUGCAGACUCUGGGCCAAAGUUAGUCCAGACUGCAAUUAUGUCCUUAUGCUUUCCUCUCCCUCCCUAUUAGCAAUUUUCCUCCUUAAACAUGCGUGAAGCCUAUAAGGUAAGAAAAGAUUUGAUAAUUAAUUUAUCUCAAAGUGUAAAUAAAUCACCUCACCUUUCAUAUCUACGGGGUUCAUUCAAACUUUAAGGGGGAAAUUCUUUACUCAAAAAUGAUGACUUCCCUGAAUUUCAGGCAUAAACUCCAGGCCUGUGGAGAAGACCUGGAAGGUGUAGAGCAUCAACGGGGCUGUUGGGAGGACUGAGUUAGUCUGUGAAAGGUUCCCCCAAAAGUCCGUUGUGAUUCUACAGAAGCACCACCACAGCCUAUGAUUUAGGCCCAUCCUGGAUUCAGUCAAGGUCAUGCUGCCACUGGGAAACAGAAUUAUUAUUCAGUACAUGCAGUCAUGGCAUCAUCCUUGAACUGAGACCAACAUGGUCCACAGCGAGACGAUUCACUGUAACAGGCCCGACUCCAGCGUUCUCCUCAGCAAUGAACUCUGCCAAUUCGGCAUUGUGUGAUGGCUUCAGUAAUCAAUUUAAGAAGCACAGGUGAAGAGGCGGCCCUCUCUGCUCACAGCACUCACCG
This is a messenger RNA of Hippopotamus amphibius kiboko, 3694 nucleotides long. It is a transcript of the gene ZBTB25, whose product is annotated as zinc finger and BTB domain containing 25. Gene Ontology annotation, molecular function: protein binding; DNA-binding transcription factor activity, RNA polymerase II-specific; RNA polymerase II cis-regulatory region sequence-specific DNA binding. Lineage: Eukaryota; Metazoa; Chordata; Mammalia; Artiodactyla; Hippopotamidae. The transcript is spliced from 5 exons. Gene Ontology annotation, cellular component: nucleus. The coding region runs from base 1400 to 2563 and encodes 387 amino acids. The record is from RefSeq and is a predicted model, not a curated record. Gene Ontology annotation, biological process: regulation of transcription by RNA polymerase II.